AUGUUCACUGUUAGUGAUAAUAAUAGUAUGUCAUCAGUAUCGUCUCGAUACUCUGGUAAUUGUAACAAUAAUGUUUUAACUAAAAAAUAUCUUCGUAUUCUGGAUAUCGACUUCAAUGGACAAUUUAUUCGUUUAAUCAACAAAUCUCAUGGAAGAUCAAUAGACUUAAGUGAUUUAACACUAAGACAAUAUCCCAUUCAACGAGCAUCCACUCCAAAAUCAUCUGUUAUCACACAGUUAACAUUACCAACAAUCGGCGGUAAUAGUAAAACAUCCGCAACAUUACCGAUAAUCAUCGAAGAAGAACAACAAAAUUUAGAAGAUAUCGAGCCAAUCAAUGAUUUACCAACAUUAAAUGAAUAUACAUUUCCCAGCAAUUCAACAGCAGCUUUACAAGGUGGACAUGUAGUAACGAUAUGGUCAAAUAGUUUUCACACACCCCAACGUGAUUCUCAUCCGUGGGUUUAUAUAGCAGAAAAUGUCAACAAAUGGGAAACAAAAGAAGAUAUGAGAACAGCAUUAGAAACAACAAAAGGCAAAGUUAUCCACGAAUAUGUUCCAUGUAUACACAAUGAGCUGACUGAUGUACCCUAUCUUUACAAGAACUCGUCACGCAAAUUUGAUAAUUUAUCGAUUUUACCAAUGCUGCGCGAAAAUAAUAAAUAUAAAUAUGAAAUAUCACCAUAUUGCUUUACGAUCGAUAAUUCAACACAUCCUUAUUAUUUGGGUAGGAAAAAACACCGAAUAACACCCCAAACUAAUCCUUGUUAUUAUAAUCGACAAAGUUCACCUAAUUUAUAUCGAUCAAUAACAAAUGCUAGUUAUUUAAAACAGUCAAUCAUAACCGAAAGAAAAAUGCAUAGUACUGGUCAAAAAGAUGAUGGUAGUAGUAGUGAUCGAAAAAUUGAAUAUUAUUUUAAUAUGUUUCGACCGUUAAAAACAGACAUAACAUUACCAUAUUCCAAUAAUUCUGUUUAUGUGGGAUAUAGAAAUAAGCAAACCGUUUAA
Molecule: messenger RNA, 1008 nt
Organism: Didymodactylos carnosus
Lineage: Eukaryota; Metazoa; Rotifera; Eurotatoria; Philodinida; Philodinidae
Source: the annotation of a GenBank genome assembly